Solanum verrucosum is the source of this 425-nucleotide messenger RNA. RefSeq lists its product as uncharacterized. The coding region runs from base 1 to 399 and encodes 132 amino acids. The record is from RefSeq and is a predicted model, not a curated record. The transcript is spliced from 3 exons. NCBI's taxonomy places the organism in Eukaryota, Viridiplantae, Streptophyta, Magnoliopsida, Solanales, Solanaceae.
AUGGCUGUGGUAAACUCUCUUUCAACACCUUUUCUAAUUACAAAAUCAUCUUUUACUACAAGAACAAUAAGGCUGCCUGUCCACAGACAAGUGGUAUUUGCAAGUAUUCAUGACAAUAUUUCAAACAACAUCUCAUCAUCAUCAACAACAACAAUAACAUCAAUCAAUCCAUGUCAAAUCAAAUUAGCUUCGAAAAAUGGGCUUAAGGUAUUUGAAGAUAAGUCAACGGGUGUAGUUUGUUAUAGAGAUGAAUAUGGAGAAAUCACAUGUGAAGGAUAUGAUGAAGGCCCUCGUUUUUACCACCAACCCCCAAAGUCUCCUUCAAAAUCAAGAGAUGAAGAGAUUGUAGAGCUCCUCCAAAGAAAUUGGCUUCAUAUAGCUGAUGAUGCUGUGGAAUGAACACAUUUUUGUGCAUUCUUAACGGG